Neoarius graeffei (lesser salmon catfish) is the source of this 957-nucleotide messenger RNA. Its product is annotated as olfactory receptor 52K1-like. The coding region runs from base 10 to 957 and encodes 315 amino acids. Lineage: Eukaryota; Metazoa; Chordata; Actinopteri; Siluriformes; Ariidae. Gene Ontology annotation, biological process: G protein-coupled receptor signaling pathway. Gene Ontology annotation, cellular component: membrane. The record is from RefSeq and is a predicted model, not a curated record. The transcript has a single exon. Gene Ontology annotation, molecular function: olfactory receptor activity; G protein-coupled receptor activity.
CUGAGCAGCAUGCAAGAUUUUCCACCACAAAAUAUUUCAUUCUCAACCUUUAAGCUAAAUGGCUUUCUGGCCUUGGGAGAAUGGAGACCCAUUUUAUCCAUGCCCUAUUUCCUUAUGUUUUUAUUGUCUACUAUAUCAAACUCCAUUAUAAUAUAUUUAAUUGUAUCUCAGAAGACUCUGCACUCUCCAAUGUAUGUACUGAUAGGUUUUAUGGGUGUUGUGGACUUGUGUUGGCCAAUAUUUUUUGUACCAAGUUUGUUACUCAACUUAUUAUUUGACUGGAAUGGAAUUUCUCUCAUGAGCUGUUUAAUACAAAUGUUUUUUAUUCAGAUUUUUGGUGCAUUUCAGUCUACUGUACUGGUGUGGAUGGCUCUAGAUCGUUUCUUUGCUAUAUGCAGACCACUUUAUUAUCACAAACACAUGGAAUUCCACAGCUUUCUAAAGUUUAUUAUUGUGCCAGUUGCUAGAAAUCUGUUCUUGAAUAUCAUAAUGAUCUAUUUGGCUGGGAAAUUGAAUUUCUGUAGAAUAAAUGAAAUAGAUCACUGUUUUUGUGAACAUAUGGGAUUAGUUCAGUUGGCAUGUGGAGAUACUUCUAUUAACAACCUAAUUGGCCUUGUAUCUGCUUUUCUUAUUCCAACAUCAGAUUUUCUUUUUAUUACUGCAUCAUAUAUAAUAAUAUUUGCUUCAGUACUGAAAUCAGGAAAAGCCCACUUGAAGGCUAUCAACACUUGUAUUACACAUAUUAUUGUCAUGACAGUCAAUUUAGCAUUUGCCUUGAUUGCUUUUAUGUCAUACAGAAUAAGAAAUAAUUUUUCUCCUAAUAUUCGUGUUUUUCUGAGUACUAUGUACAUACUAUUCCCAAGUUGUUUUAAUCCAAUUAUUUAUGGAGUAAGAACAACUGAAAUAAGGAACCAAUUUCUUAAACUUUUCAACCAUUUGAAAGUCUUACCACAGUAA